Ficedula albicollis (Collared flycatcher) is the source of this 2699-nucleotide messenger RNA. It is a transcript of the gene ESS2, whose product is annotated as DiGeorge syndrome critical region gene 14. The record is from RefSeq and is a predicted model, not a curated record. The transcript has 10 exons. The coding region runs from base 68 to 1513 and encodes 481 amino acids. NCBI's taxonomy places the organism in Eukaryota, Metazoa, Chordata, Aves, Passeriformes, Muscicapidae. Gene Ontology annotation, cellular component: catalytic step 2 spliceosome.
GCCCGUCGCGUUCGCGGCGGCGGAGGAGAAGAAGGAGGAGGAGCAGCAGCGGAGCGGUUCCGAUGCGAUGGAGGCGAUACCGGUGCCCCCAGCCUCUCCCGCAGCACUGGUGCCGGCUACCGCCGCGGGGCCCGUCGCUGUGACGGGGAAGGAGGCGGUGUCGCCGGCCCCGAGGCACCCGAAGAAGAUCCUGGAUGAGGAGGCCUAUAUCGAGAGCCUAGAGAAAAUCAUCCAGCGAGACUUUUUUCCCGAUGUGGAGAAGCUGCGAGCACAGAAGGACUAUCUGGAGGCUGAGGAAAAUGGUGACUUGGAGAAAAUGAGACAAAUUGCCAUCAAGUUUGGUCCUUCCUUGAACAAAUCGUCGAGGGACACACCUGCACCCUAUGUUACUCCAGCCACGUUUGAAACCCCAGAAGUGCAUCCAGGUGGCCUUCCAGUGGGAAAUAAAUCUAAAGCUGGCAUCAAAACUGCAGAGGAAGGAGAAGCAGAAAAAUAUGAUAAAGAUGCUCUCCCCAGCCUGGACACCUUCUUGGCGAAGCACACGAGUGAGGAUAAUGCUUCCUUUGAGCAGAUCAUGGAAGUAGCCAAAGAGAAGGAGAAGGUCAAGCAUGCCUGGCUGUACAGCGCAGAGGAGGAGUACACCCGGCGACAAAAUGAAAACCUGGCACUUCCUUCAGCUGAGCAGCAAGCUCUGGAGAAUGUGAAAGCUGGACUGGAUACCUGGGAGUACACAGCUCGAAACACCCUCAUGUAUUAUCCAACAGGUGUACCUGAUGAGAGUGAUGUCUUCAAGAAGCCCAGGGAAGUUGUGCAUCGAAACACCCGUUUUGUGAAAGACCCUUUUAGCCAAGCUGUGAGCAAAUCACAGCUCCAACAAGCUGCAGCCCUCAAUGCUCAGUACAAACAGGGCAAAGUGGGACCCGAUGGCAAAGAGCUGAUACCCCAAGAGUCUCCAAAAGUGAAUGGGUAUGGAUUUGUAGCUACCCCCUCUCCUGCCCCAGGUGUGAAUGAGUCGCCUUUUAUGACAUGGGGUGAAAUUGAAAGCACCCCUUUGCAUCUGGAUGGGUCAGAAAGACCAUAUGUGGACAGAACACCUGGACCAGCUUUCAAGAUCCUGGAGCCCGGGCGCCGUGAGAGGUUGGGGCUCAAGAUGGCCAAUGAAGUGGCAGCUAAAAACCGAGCAAAGAAGCAGGAGGCACUUCGAAAAGUGACAGAAAACUUGGCCAGCCUUACUCCAAGAGGACUAAGCCCAGCAAUGUCACCAGCUUUGCAAAGACUUGUGAACAGGACUGCAAGUAAAUACACGGACAAAGCCCUGCGGGCCAGCUACACUCCCUCCCCAGCCCACACAGGAACUCCUGGUUACAAGACCCCAGCCAGUGGGCCUCAGACCCCCCAGAGCACCCCACAGUCUAGGACAGUAUCUCAGACACCAGUAUCUCAGGAUACUACAUCCAUCACGGACAAUUUACUGCAGCUUCCCAAAAGAAGAAGGGCAUCUGAUUUCUUCUGAAUGUUCCAAUCACCACCAAGGUGAUAGUGAUCUGUUUGUGCUCAGUGAAUUGCAGACUGGUUACUGGAAUCUGGGAAGAUAGAGAUAAUUUCUUAAAGAUAUAUUUCUGUUUUUAAGAGAUCUGUGCAUUUAAAUUGGUUUCUGUACAGCUACAUCUGUUUCUUAAGUGGGGUAAGCCUUUUUAAAAGGCUGAACUGGACUUGGCUCUGGCUUGUCAACCUUGUUUGAGUUUGUAGUUUGCAGAAGAGGUGACACAACCAUGUUGUAUAUCGGGGUGUAACACAAUUUUAGAGAGGUUCUCUUUAACUUGAAUUUAAACUGAUGCAGUUCACAAGUUUGAUUAACUUCGUGAUCUUGUUAAAACCAGCAUUCCUUAAGAGGACUCCAUUUCCUGCUUCACUCCUUACACUUUGCAGAAUGGGAUUUGCCUUGCUGCUUUUGCUCAGGCUUUUCUUCUGCAGGUUUUGGACUUGCCCUGUUCUGCAGCUGGCAGAAGGAAGGGAGCAGAUUUGUUUUAUAGCUGCUCUGUGUGUGACUCCAGAGUGUCGAUGAUCACGAUUCAGGGGCCAGAGACAGUUCUGUGUCAUCUACUGGGGUGACAGUGUCACUCUGAGGGACAGAAAUGGUACUUCUGAUAGCCACACUGAGGCUUUUGUUUGGUGUUUUCCUCCCAUUCUUUGAAACUUUUGGGUUUAGUUUUUAUAAUUGGCCAAAAAAAGGAAAAGCAAUUUUAACCAUACACAGCCUGCACUCAGUACUGUGGUUGCUGCAUGUGAGCUGACAUUUGUGGGUGGGAUGAGCUCUUGUGUGGUGUGAUCCAGCCUGGAGAAGCACCUUUAGGAGGAAGCAGGUGUAGCCAGAUGUGUUCACUUCUUGCACCACACCUGAGUACAAGACAGUGUGUGUAACACUUUGCAGUGUUGGCAUUUAUAUGAUGUUUUACUGAGGGCAUGGAAAGUCUUGCCCAGCAACUCAAGGAGUGUCUGCAGCCUUCUCUAAGCUCUGGGGCGUUGGGUGCUGUGUUUGUCUUGGUGAAGAGCUUCCUUUUGUGUGAUUUCCUCUGCCACUUCCAAAACUUGUAUCCCUGACUGUGAAAAACCCUUCCAAGGGACUCAGUUUUUAUAGUGCACCUUGUAAAAAUAAAUUGAUCAACAUGGCAUUGCUAGGAAUCAUGACUCAAAAACUA